AUGCACCAGUCCACCACUGUCACCAUGGAGGACGAGAAAAUCCGCCAGUACGGAUACGGUGGUCCUCAGGUGGUCAACUACGACGAUGAAGCUCCCCCGCUCAAGGGUGAGCUGGAGCUCAACGUCGGUGGCCGUGGUGCUACCCAACGGCGGCUGAAAAACUACCAGGUCAGCAUGAUCGGGUUCUGUGGUGGCAUUGGAACCGGUCUGUUCGUGGGAACAGGUUCUGCAUAUGCAGACGCAGGUCCCGCUGGCUUGCUGCUGGCCUACAUCGUCAUUGGAUUUGUGCUGUGGUGUGUGAUGCAGAGUAUCGCGGAAUUGGCUACCUUGCUGCCCACAGCGGGAUCGUUCCCUCACUGGGCUACUCGUUUCAUCGAUCCGGCUGUCGGCUUCUCCCUUGCUAUCACAUACGGUUAUUGUUAUACAAUCGCGAUUGCUUCAGAAGUAUCCGCUUCUGCGGUCAUUGUUAGUUAUUGGACAGACAUAACACCAGCGGUGGUCAUUACGGUCGGGCUGGUGCUGAUUUUGGCUAUCAACCUGAUGAGCGUACGCUUUUAUGGUGAAAGUGAGGUCAUCGCAGGCGCUAUCAAGGUCUUGUGCUUUGUCGGAUUGGUUUUUGUCGCUAUCGUCAUCACCUCUGGUGGCGGUCCCAAUCACCAAACCAUCGGAUUCCGCUACUGGCACAAUCCGGGAGCCUGGACCAACUACAACGGCAUCACUGGCCCGACCGGGCACUUCCUCGGAUUCUUGUCUGCCUUUGUCAACGCGUCCUUCAGUUUCGUUGGUGUUGAAACAGUCGUCAUCACUGCCGCCGAAUCGGUCGACCCGCACUACUCCAUCCCCAAAGCUGCCCGUCGCGUGACAUACCGUAUUGCAUUCUUCUACAUCCUCGGUGCACUCCUCAUCGGACUCAUCGUCAGCCCUACAAACAAAGACUUGGUUUCUGGUUCCGGCAAUGCUAACAGCUCUCCUUGGGUCAUUGCCAUCAAGCAAGCCGGAAUUAGCGCUCUGCCGUCUAUCGUCAACGCCUGUAUUCUUAUUUCGGCUUGGUCUGCAGGCAAUUCCUAUUGCUGGGUAGGAUCGCGCAUGAUCGUGGCCAUGACGACCGACCGCCAGUUGCCGCAGGUGUUUGGCCGGGUUAACAAGAUGGGCGUGCCAUACGUUGCCGUCAUCACCUCCUGGCUUUUUGGCCCGUUGGCAUAUCUGAGUCUUGGCUCCGGUGGUCCGGCGCAGGCUUUCGACUGGCUUCUCAAUCUGAGCACCAUUGCUGGACUAAUCGCGUGGGCGACACUGUCCUUCUGUUACAUUCGCUUCUAUUCCGCCAUGAAAGCGCAGGGCGUCAGUCGCGACACUUUGCCCUGGAAGUCGCCCUUCCAGCCAUACACGGCGUGGGUGGGUUUCAUUGGCUCAACGAUCAUCACCCUGGUGGCGGGUUUCCCCGUUUUCCUUAAGGGUAACUGGUCCACCUCGGACUUUUUCGCCUCGUAUGUGGGCAUUCCUAUCUUUAUCGUGCCGAUUAUCCUCUGGAAGGUUUUCAACCGCACGAAGUUUCAGCGCAGCUCCACCAUCGACCUCUGGUCCGGUCGACUGCAGGAGGGCGAGAUUGUUAUUCGAGAGGGCGGGCCCAAGACCCGUGUGAGACGCUUCGUGGACUGGUUCUUCUAA
Aspergillus tubingensis is the source of this 1665-nucleotide messenger RNA. RefSeq names its product putative amino acid permease. Lineage: Eukaryota; Fungi; Ascomycota; Eurotiomycetes; Eurotiales; Aspergillaceae. The coding region runs from base 1 to 1665 and encodes 554 amino acids. The record is from RefSeq and is a predicted model, not a curated record. The transcript has 3 exons. Gene Ontology annotation, molecular function: amino acid transmembrane transporter activity. Gene Ontology annotation, biological process: amino acid transmembrane transport. Gene Ontology annotation, cellular component: membrane.